AACACAUAUAUACAUGAUCAAAAGCUCGACUGGAUUCCGGUGAGACCCACCUGAAUAUCAGCUGUAAGUUACUCCAUCUGGCUCUGUGAAUGUAUUCAUAAUCAUUCUCUUUUUUACUCCCAGCUACUUCCCAUUUGACAUGAAAUCCAACCCGAAAUGCUGAGAAGCAUCCGCUCGCGGCGGCCCCACCGCCCCCGCUACGGCGUCUACAUCUGCGCCGUCAUCUCCGCCCUCCUCCUCCUCGUCUCCGUCUCUCUCCUCUACACCCGCCUCUCCCACUCCCAGUCCCACCACUUCAACCACCCCACCCCGCUCAACAACGACGUCUCCCUCUCCAACCCCCUCAUCUCCGACGACGCCGCCGCCACCGCCACCACCACCGACGACAAGAUCGACGAGCUCGACGAGGUCGUCGUCGACGACUCCCCCAGGGACGACGAGGUGGAGGACGACGACGAUCCGCAGCCGGACAACUCUCGAGGAUCCGCCGGGUUCUUCUUCGAUCACGUCGCCGGAGUCAUCCGGCGGCGCUUGAAUAAGCGCAAGAUUGAAGAUUGGGAUGAGGACUACGGCGGAUUUAGCGUAGGGAUGGCCGCGGUGGAUGGGAGCGUGGUGGCGUUCGGAUCGGACGACGUGCCGGUGGAUAUGGAGGUGCGGCGGAGGAUGACGGAGGUGGCGGGUGUGGAGGACGCGCUGAUGCUGAAGGUGGGGAAGAGAGUCUCGCCGUUGAGAGAAGGGUGGGGGGAGUGGUUUGAUAAGAAGAGUGAUUUUCUGAGGAGGGAUAAGAUGUUCAAGUCCAAUUUGGAGCUGUUGAAUCCUCUGCACAACACAAUGCUUCAGGACCCCGACGCCGUCGGAGUUUCGGGGCUGACUAGAGGGGACAAGGCUGUGCAGAAAUGGUGGCUGAGCUACUUUAAGAAGGUGCCGUUUCGGAGUAGGAAGAAGGAGGAGAGUGUGAAUGGGAGUAGGGAGUUGAGUGAGGUUGAGAGAGCCAAGAGGAAGGCGUUGGAUGAGAAUGGAGGGAGGGGUUUGAAGAAUCCUGGCGGGAGUGGGAAUGGGAGUAGUGGUGGGAAUUCGACGAGUGUAAGUAGUGUGAGUGAGAAUGUAGGUGGGAGGAGUGGUGAGGGGAUUGGUGAAGUGGUGAAGAAUGAGUUUUCGGGGCUUGUUUAUGCCGAUGGCAAGAGAUGGGGGUUCUAUCCCGGUUUGCAUCCACAUUUGUCGUUUUCGGAUUUUAUGGAUGAGUUUUUUAGCAAAGGGUGUGAUUUGAGAGUGUUUAUGGUGUGGAAUUCUCCGGCUUGGAUGUUUAGUGCGAGGCACCAGCGGGGGCUUGAGAGUUUACUGUCCCAUCAUCGGCAGGCCUGUGUCGUAGUGUUUUCCGAGACAAUUGAGCUUGAUUUCUUUAAGAAUAGCUUUGUAAAAGAUGGUUACAAAGUUGCUGUUGCUAUGCCAAAUCUUGACGAGUUACUAAAGGGUACACCGGCUCAUAUAUUUGCUUCUGCCUGGUUUGAAUGGAGAAAGACGAAGCAUUAUGCUACUCAUUUCAGUGAGCUUGUCCGCCUUGCAGCUCUUUACAAAUAUGGGGGAAUAUAUCUUGAUUCUGAUAUCAUAGUUCUGAAAUCACUAUCAUCACUCAGCAAUUCUGUUGGUAAAGAGGAUAGACUAGCAGGAGGUUCUUUGAAUGGUGCUGUUAUGGCAUUUAAAAAGAACAGCCUCUUUAUGAUGGAGUGCUUGAAAGAGUUUUAUAUGACAUAUGACGAUACUCAUAUAAGAUGGAAUGGAGCUGAUCUUUUGACAAGAGUUGCACGGAGGUUUUUGAGCAUUCGUAAUAAAGCCUUUAGACAGAUGGAGCUGAACAUGCUACCUCCUUUCAUGUUUUUCCCAAUUGCUCCUCAGAAUAUAUCAAGAUAUUUCACUGCACCGGCAACUGAGACUGAAAAAGCUCAACAAGAUGUUCUGUUCAGAAAGAUUCUGAACGAGUCCUUCACAUUCCAUUUUUGGAAUAGCCUUACAUCUUCUCUGAUUCCAGAGUUAGAGAGCCUUGCUACCAGGCUUAUUGACCACUCUUGUAUCCGGUGCUCUGAUGUGUUGUGAACCUCAGAACCUGUACAAUUCCUCUGUUGGGUUGUCUGCAUGGUCUUGAAAAAUCCAAGUGUAUCAAGUAUUUGUUCCCUUCUCUCAGCUAGUGACCUUUUUGUUGAUCUGACUGUAAAUUUGGAACAUGAAAGCACAAGUCUGUUCCAAUAGAAGGUCAUGUCUCCUCUUUGUAUGCUCAUUGCUGAUGCAAAAAUCAGUUUUAGGAACUACAGCAACCUGUUGUAACUUUGGAAGUAAGUGGCUUAGGUAUUUGUUUUUGAGUCUAUGCCUUUCUUCCUAGAAUAGUCUGGCUAGAAGUUUUAUAUACAAUAUUUGAUUAUGACACAGUAUGAAAUAUAGAAAGAUAUCUUAUUUCUCA
Molecule: messenger RNA, 2452 nt
Organism: Argentina anserina (silverweed cinquefoil)
Lineage: Eukaryota; Viridiplantae; Streptophyta; Magnoliopsida; Rosales; Rosaceae
Exons: 5
Coding region: 157-2091 (644 amino acids)
Source: RefSeq, a predicted model, not a curated record